AUGAGUGAUCCAGAACCCUGCAGAAUGGAACAAGAAGAUACUGAAGAACAAAGGAAAUACUCUGGAGAGAAGCCACACACAUGUGAUCAGUGUGGGAAGAGUUUUGCACUAAAAGGAGGCCUUAGGGUACACAAGAAAAUCCAUACUGGAGAGAAGCCGCACACAUGUGAUCAGUGCGGGAAGAGUUUUGUACAAAAAGGACAGCUCAAGGAACACAUUAAAAUCCACACAGGAGAGAAGCCACACACAUGUGAUCAGUGUGGUAAGAGUUUUGCAUAUGCCAUCUCUCUUAAAAUACAUCUGCGUUCUCACUCUGGAGAAAGAACAUUUUACUGUGAUCAGUGUGGGAAAAUGUUUGUUUCAGAAUUACAUUUAAAGAGCCACCGGAAAGUUCAUACAGAGGAGAAGCCUCACAUGUGUUCUUUGUGCGGAAAGAGUUUUAGAGAGCUGAGUGUUCUUAAAGUACACCUGAAAAGACACAGAGGUGUAAAGGAUCACAUGUGCUUUGAUUGUGGGAAAACUUUUACUACACUCACUGAACUGAAACUGCACAAGAGAAUUCACAGUGAAGAAAAACCUUACAAGUGUUCACAAUGUGACAAGAGAUUCAAAUCGUCAGAAUAUCUGAAAUCACAUGAGAGGACCCACAGCGGAGAAAAACCUUACAAGUGUUCACACUGUGACAUGAGAUUUGGUUGGAAAGGAAAUAUGAAUACACAUGAGAGGAUCCAUCAUGGAAGAAGGCCCUCUCGUCUAAUCAGUUAA
Molecule: messenger RNA, 765 nt
Organism: Labeo rohita (rohu)
Lineage: Eukaryota; Metazoa; Chordata; Actinopteri; Cypriniformes; Cyprinidae
Product: gastrula zinc finger protein XlCGF49.1-like
Exons: 1
Coding region: 1-765 (254 amino acids)
Biological process (GO): regulation of transcription by RNA polymerase II
Cellular component (GO): chromosome
Molecular function (GO): chromatin insulator sequence binding
Source: RefSeq, a predicted model, not a curated record